Molecule: messenger RNA, 2208 nt
Organism: Colletotrichum fioriniae
Lineage: Eukaryota; Fungi; Ascomycota; Sordariomycetes; Glomerellales; Glomerellaceae
Source: RefSeq, a predicted model, not a curated record
AUGCUUUUCAAACUUCAGAGCAUCGGCGUCAAUGUCAAAACAACAUACGGUACAACAGAAACUGGUCCGCCGCUUCGGACCAUACCGCACACAAGAGACAACCCAGAUGUGUACCGCUUCCGCAACUUGUACCCAGAGUCGGAAUAUGUACGCAUGGAGUCCAUUGCGGAUAACCUCUUCGAGUGUGUUGUAUACCGAGGAUUCCCUCUAGCUGCCGAGCUCUGGCUCGAGGAGACGGCACCGAAUCCAUACCGUACGGGGGACUUGUUCAUUGAGGAUCCCCCGGGGAGCGGAUAUUUCGUCCUCCAAGGUCGGCGAGAUGACAUUCUCGUGCACAGCAAUGGGGAGAAGACACAUGCCGCCGCUCUCGCCAUGGCGCUUGAAGAAGACAAGACGGGCAUUGUUGCGAAGACUGCAGUCUUUGGGACAGGAAAGCCUUGCCCCUCCGUGAUUGUUGAGAUCGACUGGUCUGAGGUGGAGAAGCGGUCCAUAUCAGAAGCUGAUCUUGCUGAGGAGGUGUGGAAAGUGGUGCAAGUCUGCAAUAAGAAUUCACCGACGUACUCACGAAUCCCUCAUCAAACUGUUCUCAUUCUACAAAAUGGGCAGAAGUUACCAGUCACUCCAAAAGGGAACGUUCGACGAACGAUUGCCUGGGAACUGUAUGGAGAUAGGGUGGAAGAACUUUACAACUCAUUCCUAGGCAACCAGCUUGACUCUGUUACGGACGCCAAUCCGGUUGCUGCUAGGAACCUCGGAACUUCGGAUCUUGAAAUCAUCCAAACCGUCGUCGCUGAUGUGUUCCGUCUCUCCGUGGAAGAGUUAACGCCAGACCAAAACUGGUACGAACUUGGCCUCGAUUCUAUGCGUGCCGUCGAGAUACGAUCGAGACUCGCGAAGCCAUUCGGGGCUUUCCCUUUAAUGUUCAUCUUCGAAUAUUCCACGACAAGGAAGCUUCUCGAGUUCCUUCAGCUGUUCAAAGGUGGUCUUGAUAGCAACGUCUCGGCGGCUAGCAACCACCAUGAGUGGAUCCGGUCGGCCAUCCACCGCAUGAACAUCGAGAUCGACAACUGGAAAGUGACUCAACAUCAGCAGGGAGGCUUUAGAAACGAGGGUGAAGUCAUAUAUCUCACGGGAGCUAGCGGUGCUCUAGGCAACGCACUGCUGGAAGUUCUGGUCCAGAUGCCGACUGUUCGAAAGAUCUACUGCGCCGUACGAGGAGCAGAUCCUCAAGCUCGCGUCUUGGGCUCCCUGAAAGAGAGAGGGUAUCCUGCGAGCAUUUACCAAACCGAGAAGAUUGUUUCCGUCAGCUACGACAUGAAGGAUGGAAAGCUAGGAUUAGAUGAGCAGAUGUAUCAACGUCUGAUGAACGAGGUAACCGUUGUGAUGCACAAUGCCUGGAAGCUAGACUUCAAUCAACCCAUUCAACAGUUCGAAGACGACUGCCUGAGAGGAACCAUGCAUCUCAUGUCUUCUUGCCUCCAGGGGCCCAAGAAAACAUUCACCUUCAUGAGCAGCGUCGCCGCAGCAAUGGGAAGUCCCGCCGGCACCAAAGUACCAGAACUUCCACUCUUCCCGGAUCCUGCAAAUGCCCUUCCCACCGGAUAUGCGCAGUCAAAGUUCAUCAUCGAGCAAAUCACGCAGCACUACGCCUCUACUCACCAGAUUCCUGUACGCAUCCUCCGAGUUGGUCAACUUUGUGGUCACUCAAGACUGGGGGCAUGGAACAAUACCGAAAUGUGGCCUACUAUGAUUAUGGCCGGGCUAGAUCAUCUUGAUGCGAUGCCGAGCUUACAGACGAACGUCGACUGGCUCCCCGUCGAUUUCUGUGCUGAAGCCAUCAGCGAUGUAGUGUUUCAUAAUACUGCUGAGGCGUCGUAUGGUGUGUGUAAUCUUAUUAACCCGAGCGCUAUCUCGUGGGAACAGCUUGUUCAUUUGCUGGAAGAGGCCUACGGACGAAAGGUCCAACGCGUUGAUAUAAAGGAAUGGGUGUCUAGGUUAGAAGCAAUUGCAGAAUCAGAGAGCUUAGGUGUGAAGGAGCUGCCAGCUUUGAAACUCCUAGGCUUCUUCCAAUCCAUGGCUGAAGGCAAUGGAAAUGGCGAGGGCGUGGAAUUUGUUGCGGGAAGCGUGGAGAAAGGUAGACGAAUUGGGGUGGACAUGGUCAAGAGGUGGCUGGAAGUAUGGCGUCGAACAGGUUACUUGAGAGAAUAG